Molecule: messenger RNA, 2070 nt
Organism: Malassezia globosa CBS 7966
Lineage: Eukaryota; Fungi; Basidiomycota; Malasseziomycetes; Malasseziales; Malasseziaceae
Exons: 1
Coding region: 1-2070 (689 amino acids)
Biological process (GO): tRNA 5'-leader removal
Cellular component (GO): nucleolar ribonuclease P complex; ribonuclease MRP complex
Source: RefSeq, a predicted model, not a curated record
AUGUGGCAUGCGAAGCGUUUUCGCAUGAGCGGUGAAAAAGCUGCACCUGAUGGAGGCGCUGGUCGCUGGGGUUUUAGUCUCGCAGAGACGCCCCAUCAUAAGAGCUUCCGCAUGACUUGGCGCAAGACUUCGCACGCAGUAAUGCACGACGCGAGCUAUACAUCGGCCUUUUACGUGACUGCGCGAGCGAAGCGCUUAGUGGAUGCGACAACACGUCUCCAGCUUUUUCUCAUGUUACUUGGUGCUGCACAUGGCUGGGAAGAUUCAUGGACGUCAGGAUCACGCCUUUGUCGCACAGCCUUGCUUGAUCGUCCAUACGGUGCGCAGAAGCGCACAAAAGCACAGGCUGCGUUUUUACGGGUUAUUUCGCCGUUGCAAGUGCUAUGGGUGCCGCGCGUCGUAGGACACGCGAAACGGGCCUGUGUGCUUCUCAUCCAUCCCGCGGCGGUCGGCGAUCUCCAGUGUGCGCUGGAGCAUGCGUUGGAUACCUUGCGAGCUGAGCAAAAACGCCCGCGACAUAUCUGCGCUGUCCCUCAAAGGUGGACGAAGCAUGUAGACAUCCAGGCCCGACAGGUGGACAUGGCACCAUCACCAGCAGUAGCCGCUGGUGUUUGGCACGAAGAUGCGACAAAGCGACCUCCGAAAGAUAUCGCAGUAUCUCGUCCUGCUGGUGCUUCUGCGUUUGAGGAAGGAUGGAACGUGUUUGAAGUGCUUGGUGAUCAUGCCGCCCAUGCACUUGGGCGUGUGUUGCACCUGAGAGUCAAUGCGACGGAGCCCGAAUCCACCGUGUUGCAUCAGAUCGUACAUGGAGAUUCUGAACCCACGGCAUGGCUUCCAUCAGACAUGGUUCUUACGUUUGACGUUAUUGAUCCUCGGCUCAGCUCAAAAGUCAUGAGGCAGACGUCCGGGUGUGAUAGGCACUUGGCCCUGACCGACGCGUCUCUGCAAGACGAAGAUUUGCCUCGGUACACAAGUGCUCGUUUCUUUCAAAAACGCCAUACUCUCCCAUCACCUACAGCAUUGAUUGACCGGCGACGCGCCCGCGGAGAUGUACACCCCCGUGUGGACGAUACCCUAACGAUUAUGAUGAUUCAGCGCCAUAUUGAAACAUCACCAGGUACAAGGCCUAUGUAUGGUUUCGUACUAUUCAUACCGCGCGGUUGGGGUGCGGUAUUUUGGAAUGCGCUUGCCCGCACAGGCGUGCAAGUUCUCGGACAGGCUCAGCAGCGCGAAAUUUACCUGAACAUGGGGCUUCCGUUAUUCCCAUACGACUGGGUUGGACAUGCAGCACAUGUUUCAGCUACGGACCAAGAUGAAAAGGAACGCAAAGCCCAUUGGCUUGCUCGACCGCCUGCCAAGCGUGUGCAGCUAGAUCCAACCAUGUUUCCCUACCCAUUUGGUGGCAUAGAUCUGUGGGCAAAGCAGGGAGAGGCGGUAGCCAAGCGACCUGUGAUAGUGCCCACACUCUCUACUGAAGCGGCCGAGCAGCUAGACAAGGCGCUUUGUCGAAUCGAGUCGAGCUCGCCCGUACCACGACGGCAGGUUCCGACGCGUGCAUGGACUCGCAGGCAGUACGUCGACGGCAUUUUGCAGGGUUCUCGUCCUAUGCCGCUACCUCCAGAUCAGCGUCCUUUCGUAUUGGUGCUCAUCGUAGCAUGCAGACGGGGUGCAUUUGAUGAGAAUGCGACAUUACACAUGCCGGCGAUGGAUGCGCUACCCGCAUGGCACAGGGCCCUCGACCCCCCCACGUCACUCAAAGCUGCGGCACGUGAGCAACUUCACCAGCUAGAGGCGCAGCCCGUAUCGGUUGCAUCUAUGGCUGGAGCAGUGAGUACAGGUCACUAUGCGUUGGCUACGGGACACGGCCGUGCCAUAGCUGCGUUACAGCUCGAUGCAUGGCUUGAGCUGGAGCGACGGCAGCGCAUAUUGGACGAGCAAGAAUCCCAACGGCCUCGAUGGGGUCAGUGGAAACGCAACCGUGUGCCGCUCAAGCGUCUUGUCUUGGUGCGUCCCGCUAUGACAGGACCUGUUCGUGCAGCAAGUGUCCACCGAGUGCUCACGCUGACUUGA